UCUCUGGUCUCCCAGGACGAGGGCUCCUUCCACCUCAAGGACACAGCCAAAGCUCUGCUGAGGAGCCUGGGCAGCCAGGCUGGCCCUGCCCUGGGCUGGAGGGACACUUGGGCCUUCGUGGGAUGCAAAGGAGGUCCUGUCCUUGGGGAGAAACAUUCUAGGUCACCUGCCCUCUCCUCCUGGGGGGACCCAGUCCUGCUGAAGACAGAUGUGCCGCUGAGCUCAGCUGAAGAGGCGGAGUGCCACUGGGCAGACACCGAGCUGAACCGUCGCCGCCGGCGCUUCUGCAGCAAAGUGGAGGGCUAUGGGAGUGUGUGCAGCUGCAAGGACCCCACACCCAUCGAGUUCAGCCCUGACCCACUCCCAGACAACAAGGUCCUCAACGUGCCUGUGGCUGUCAUUGCAGGGAACCGGCCCAAUUACUUGUAUAGGAUGCUGCGCUCUCUACUCUCAGCCCAGGGGGUGUCUCCUCAGAUGAUAACAGUUUUCAUCGAUGGCUACUACGAGGAGCCAAUGGAUGUGGUGGCACUCUUUGGUCUGAGGGGCAUCCAGCACACUCCCAUCAGCAUCAAGAACGCCCGUGUAUCUCAGCACUACAAAGCCAGCCUCACUGCCACUUUCAACCUGUUUCCGGAAGCCAGGUUUGCCGUGGUUCUGGAAGAGGACCUGGACAUUGCUGUGGAUUUUUUCAGUUUCCUGAGCCAGUCCAUCCACCUGCUGGAGGAGGAUGACAGCCUGUAUUGUAUCUCUGCCUGGAAUGACCAGGGAUAUGAACACACGGCUGAGGACCCGGCACUGCUGUACCGUGUGGAGACCAUGCCUGGGCUGGGCUGGGUGCUCAGGAAGUCCUUGUACAAGGAGGAGCUUGAGCCCAAGUGGCCCACACCAGAAAAGCUCUGGGACUGGGACAUGUGGAUGCGGAUGCCCGAACAACGCCGGGGCCGAGAGUGCAUCAUCCCUGAUGUGUCCCGAUCCUACCACUUCGGCAUUGUUGGCCUCAACAUGAACGGCUACUUCCACGAGGCCUACUUCAAGAAGCACAAGUUCAACACGGUUCCAGGUGUCCAGCUCAGGAACGUGGACAGUCUGAAGAAGGAAGCUUAUGAAGUGGAAAUUCACAGGCUGCUCAGUGAGGCUGAGGUUCUGGACCACAGCAAGAACCCUUGUGAAGAUUCUUUCCUGCCAGAUACAGAGGGCCACACCUAUGUGGCCUUCAUCCGAAUGGAGAAAGAUGAUGACUUCACCACCUGGACCCAGCUUGCCAAGUGCCUCCAUAUCUGGGACCUGGAUGUGCGUGGCAACCACCAGGGCCUGUGGAGAUUGUUUCGAAAGAAGAAUCACUUCCUGGUGGUGGGCGUCCCAGCCUCCCCCUACUCGGUGAAGAAGCCACCAUCAAUCACCCCAAUUUUCCUGGAGCCACCCCCAAAGGAAGAGGGAGCCCCGGGAGCCGCAGAACAGACAUGAGACCUCCUCCAGGACCCUGCAGGGCUGGGUACUGUGUACCCCCAGGCAGGCUGGCCCUUCACCCCAUCCUGUAGGAUUUUGUAGACACUGGUAGGGGUUGGGGCUGGCUUGUUUUUAACAUGAGACUUAAUUACUAACUCAAAGGGGAGGCUUCCCCUGCUCCAACACCCCUGUACCUGAGUUGGAGGUCUAUUUAUUUACUUCCCUGUUGGGAAGGGGCAGGAUAGUACCUGGGAAUCUUUGGGGUCCCUGGGCAGCUGAUCCUGCCCUUUGCACACUCCCUCCUCCCAGGCCUGGCUCAGAAUCUAACCUAUUUAUUGACUGUCCUGAGGGCCUUGGGAACAGGCUGAAGCCUGGAGGGCCUUGAUUCCUUUCUCGGCUGGGGUGCUGCCCUGAGGGUGGGGCUGGCUCUUACUCAGGAACCUGCUGUGCCCUGUGCCCAACCCAUGGACAGGCCCACUGGGGCCUCCUGCUGAUGCAGACUCACUCAGAGACCCUCAGACACGGAACCAGGCCUCUUCUCAGCCUCCCCUUUGUCCAGGUUUCCAAAGCUGGAUAAGGUGGUCAUUGAUUAAAAAAGGAGAAAACCUCUGGGGAUGUGUUUUAUGAUUGUGGGGUGGGGGGGUGGUGUGAGAGAGAGAGAGAAAUAGAUAAGUAGGAGAGAGAAUGGUCGUGAGGGUAGUGAGUUUUCUUUACUGUCCUCCACAGGGUUUAGCUUCCAUUUGGGGCCAUUUGGCCACCAGGGGAUGCCCAAGUCUCAAACUCCAAGAUUCUUCUCUAAGCUCCACCUUAGGACAACUGAGCCUGACCUUAGCCCCACCCUACUUGGGGCUGAGCUUAGAGCAGCCACCACAAACCCCCUCCCAACAGAGCUGUUAACCUGCCUAGCUUGUCUGGGCAGGUACCUGUCCCCAAAGGUGGAGCAAGAGAGCAAAAAGAGAUACUUGGGGUGGGGGAGGCGAUGGGAGAGUAGGUGAGUCUAGUGGGGAUAGAAGUGGGUGAGACAGAACCGGGGCGGCAUUAUUCAGGAGGCUGGGACUGGGCUGCAGAUAGAAAGUUAUAGGAGCAAGGAUCUGUGGCCCUCAGGGUACUUUGUAUGCAGAUCACAUACCUAGGCAUUUUUCUGGAGAAAAGCCACCAUUUUUAUCAGAUUCUCACCCAGCCAGUGACCCAAAGAGAGGAGGAAGAUCUAACUUAGAUAGUCGGAGAAGCAUCAGGAAAUGAAGGCGAUUGUCUGGAGGUAGUGGAUGAGAAAGCCUAAGGCAAGGGGCAGGACAUUUAAGGGAUCUGCCCAGGACUUAGGAUCAGGGAGGUGAGUGUAGAACACACCUCCUGAGAACUAGUCAGCCUGCAGAGUCCUUUCAAGGUGAGCCUGGGGAGUUCCUUAUAGAGAGCUUGGCCAGGGGGGCAGGAACUGACUAGAACUCCUGCCCUUUCACCAGCUAUACCCCUUCCUCCCCUACCGGUGCCUGGAGCCCAGCUCCCCGAUAGGACAGGUGGCACACGCGGUGUGCUGCUUGGACCGUUUCUCACCACCCUGACGCCUUCAGUGUUUGCUGGAGAUAGAGAUAGUGCUUGAGGUGCUAUGACAACCAGGUUGAGGGGAAGUGAGCCCAUGACUAGGUGGAGACGAGGUGGAGGUCCGCCCUGGGCAAACAAACGCCCUACAGCCUCUGUGUACGCACCUGGUGUGCGAGAGAUGGUCAGGUGGUGAAGGGGGGAGAGGGACUAGUGGAGACUUGCUCUCCCUGUCCCCCACCCCACCCCUCGCAGGCUUGUGAGCUAGGUCUCAGAUUAGCUCUCGGGCACCGUGUGGCUCUGGCCAGGUUGUUGUUCCUUCUUGGGCUCAGCAAGGGGUAAUAAACAGUUCUGGGCUGCCCUAGAAAAGCCAGGGAGGAAGGACCAGGGGUCAAAGGGAAGCAAGGGGGAAGACGGUCUGUCAGGCUGGGUUUUGUUGGCCAUAGCCUCCCUCGCUAGUGCUGUCCUGGUUCAGCAGCAAUCAGAUCUGUCUGGGAUCUUCUGGCCUUCAAGUGAAUCUGACUCCAUGCCAGCCAGGACCGCACCAGGUUCUGGAGUCAGACAGCCUGGGCCCAAAUCAAGGCUCAGCCCUUCAGGGAAGGUUGUGGGUGUAGAACAAGUCACUUGGCCUUUCUAGGCCCAGUUUCUGGAGCUUGGGGGUGGUUAAGAUUAAAUAAGAGAUGAGAUCUGUAGAGUCCCAGAGACAAACCAAGACCAAAAAUAAAGUUCUUUCUAAAAUA
Molecule: messenger RNA, 3722 nt
Organism: Leptonychotes weddellii (Weddell seal)
Lineage: Eukaryota; Metazoa; Chordata; Mammalia; Carnivora; Phocidae
Source: RefSeq, a predicted model, not a curated record